Chelmon rostratus (copperband butterflyfish) is the source of this 1125-nucleotide messenger RNA. RefSeq names its product opioid receptor, delta 1b (gene oprd1b). Gene Ontology annotation, cellular component: membrane; neuron projection. The record is from RefSeq and is a predicted model, not a curated record. The transcript has 3 exons. NCBI's taxonomy places the organism in Eukaryota, Metazoa, Chordata, Actinopteri, Chaetodontiformes, Chaetodontidae. The coding region runs from base 1 to 1125 and encodes 374 amino acids. Gene Ontology annotation, biological process: G protein-coupled opioid receptor signaling pathway; neuropeptide signaling pathway. Gene Ontology annotation, molecular function: neuropeptide binding; G protein-coupled enkephalin receptor activity.
AUGGAGUUCCCCACUCUUCUUCCCGACGCUCUCGAGCGCUACUCGGCCUCAGUAACUCCUUUCAACGCCACGUUCUCCGAGGAUCUGCUGCGCGUGCCUUCAAGUAGCAAUGAGACCAACAAGGCUGCGACCAGAGACGCUACUAGUCUCAUCAUUGCCGUUUGCAUCACGGCUCUCUACUCGCUCAUCUGUGUGGUGGGGCUGCUGGGGAACGUGCUCGUCAUGUACGGGGUGGUCAGGUACACCAAGAUGAAGACCGCCACCAACAUCUACAUCUUUAAUCUGGCUCUCGCCGACGCUCUCGCCACCAGCACCCUCCCCUUCCAGAGCGCCAAGUACCUGAUGAGCACAUGGCCCUUUGGGGAGCCAUUGUGCAAAGUGGUCAUCGCCAUCGACUACUACAACAUGUUCACCAGCAUCUUGACCCUCACCAUGAUGAGUGUGGACCGCUACAUCGCUGUUUGCCAUCCGGUGAGGGCCCUCGACUUCCGCACGCCCGCCAAAGCCAAGCUCAUCAAUGUCUGCAUCUGGAUCCUGUCCUCUGCCGUCGGGGUCCCUGUGAUGAUCAUGGCCAUUACCAAGGUGACAGAUAAAGGAAACACUGCCUGCACGCUCAGAUUCCCCAAACCUGAGCGGUACUGGGACACAGUGAUGAAAAUCUGCGUGUUCAUCUUCGCCUUCGUGGUUCCCGUCCUGGUCAUCACCAUCUGCUAUGGCCUGAUGAUCCUGCGGCUCAAGAGCGUUAGGCUGCUCUCCGGCUCCAAAGAGAAGGACAGGAACCUGCGCCGGAUCACCCGCAUGGUCCUGGUGGUUGUGGCAGCCUUCAUUAUCUGCUGGACUCCCAUCCACAUCUUCAUCAUCAUCAAGACUAUGGUGGAUAUUGACCACAAGAACCUCCUGGUGAUGGCCAGCUGGCAUCUGUGCAUCGCGCUGGGCUACACCAACAGCAGCCUCAACCCCGUGCUGUACGCCUUCUUAGACGAGAACUUCAAAAGAUGCUUCCGGGAUUUCUGCCUGCCUGAUCGCUCCCGCCUAGAGCAGAGCAGCUUCUCGAGAGCGCGCAACAGCACACGGGAGCCUGCGUCUGUCUGUGCUCCUGCACGGACGGAGACGCCGCCGGCCUGA